UCGCGAUUACGAUUCAAGUGUAUGCCAGUGUUUCAUUGGGAUAAGUUAGUUUACAAUGCGAAUAUAUUAGUUUCGGUCCAUCGUUGACGCAUGGCAUUGAACUCUUGGUGUAUCAAUGCAGUCUAUUAUUGGCACUAAAACGAGGGGAAUCACGCAGUUUAUUGUCGAACUCGUUACUCGCGUUCCUUUAUAUCGAACGACCCCCGUCAAUUUUGCGAAAGCACCAGCUGACGGAGGAGAAUAUGCAAGGUCUGAUGAUUUUGUCAGAAUGCGAGGAAAUUAAUUCGCCUUUACAUAAACCUAUAGCAGCCACUCAACGUAUUAAGUACACGUGCAUCAAUGUUUCCACAAAUUACAUAGUUCUUGGAUCCACCAGUGGGAGCCUUUAUUUAUUUAUCCGUGAACCAUGUACAUUCCAACAAUUGAUUCCCUUAUCGGAAGGGCCAGUUUCUUGUGUGGUUAUAUCACCAGACGAAAAAACUAUUGCGCUUGCCACAAAACGCGGAAGCGUUUGUUUGAUUGGAAUAAAGCCCACUGUCAAACUUUUGGCUCUAUCGAGUGAGCAUCUUGGUGAAAUGGUGACAAGCCUCUGCUGGAAUAACAAUAGUUCGGAGAUUUAUAUAGGCGAUGGAAUUGGAAAAAUAUCAACUAUGCUUCUCUCCAUUUUUAGCGUAAACGGAAUGUUCCAAGCUCCUUCGUGCGCUUUAAUGCAUCUUGAUUCGACGAUAGUGCAGAUGGAAUUUUCGGGUCAUCACUUGCUCGUUUCAACGAUGACACGAUGUUACAUUUGCGAUACAGCGCAGGAGCAGUUCAAGCAAAUAGGAAACAAAGCACGAGAUGGUGAAUUUGGGGCUUGUUUCUUUUCGGUUAAAUCUGGAGAGAGUGAGACAAAGUUGAAAGUAUCGAAAAAAAGUGAGAAAGACAGAGAGGAAACUGUGAUAAAUACAAUGAUGGAAACGAACGGUGAAUCUGAAGAAAAUAAGGGAACGAAAAUAUAUUGUGCUCGUCCAGGCUGUCGAUUGUGGGAAGUAAUGAAUAAUGGAACGGUGAUAAAAACUCAUCAAUUUAAAGAAGCACUUGCGAUCCCUCCAUCGCCAGUUUAUCGUACGGGCGUAAAUAAAGUUUUGAAAAAUCGUCAAAUUGAACAAAAUUGGAUUCCCCAAUCAACGAGCCCCAACUUCUCGCAUCUUUAUGUUCUCUGCGGCAAAUAUUUACUGACUCACACUUCAGGCUCGAUUUACGUGAUUGAUCCUACAAAUGCAGCAGUAAUACUGUGGAACAAUGAGUAUACAAAUAUUACUACAGCACGUACGAUCGAUGAUAGAAUAUAUUUAAUGCGCGAAAGCGGAUCAUUUCAUUGUUUGAGAUUGGCAACACCCGAAACCCUGAUUCUUAAAUGCUACGAGGAAAAAAAUUACAUCGAAUGUUUGCGCGCUUGCAAGGCUUUGAAGCCCGAAUUUCUAAACAACAGCACAAUUGGUAAAAAAUAUUCGGCACGUUUAUCGAACGAGGAUGGAGAAGGAACGAUUAAUUCAGCCUGCGAACACUACGAAAUUUCGUCGAUCUUGGUACCGAUCAUUUCGUUGAUACAAUCCAAUUUAAACUCCCAACCAAUUAAAUUGAACUCGGGCAUUGUUGUCGUAAAUUCGGGAAAACUUCGUUCUGACGAAAAACAGAAUUUCGAUACAUAUUUGAAGAAAAAUGGUAUCAACGAACGGGACAAUUUUCGAAAGGAUGAAAAAUUCGAGUCUGAUGAAAUCGCUCUCAUGACAACAGAUGAUUUGGAUCCUGUUAUCAGCGAGAAUUUCGUGAAAAAUCAACAACACUCGAAUGAGGCGAAGAAGAACACUGCAAAAGAUACUGAAAAGUGUCUCAAUCUCAUGUCUGCUAUGAAUAUCAAUAUUGAAUCGUCCAACGGACAUGAGGCUUUAUCAAAAGACCUCCUUGAGUCUACUCUCAACGAAACACAUCCUGACGAAAUUGAUGAGACAACUUUAAAAAUACAAACGGAACUGAAUCCCGUUUACGUAUUGAUCAAUAGCUUGAAGCCAGUAAUGAGCGAUAUUGAAAUGGAAGAUAUUAUAAUAAACGUAAGAAAAACUAUGAGUGAAAUAAGAGAGAAUUACGUCAGAGUGGAAAAGCUCAAAGAUUUUCUUUACGAAAUUUUACGUUCGACGCAGAGGCAUUAUUACCAUAUAUUAUUGGACAACAUAACGAUAGAAGUAUUGUAUAAUACUAAAAAUGAGAAUAUCGUGAAUGAAGUAGUCAAGUCAUUCCUCGAUGUUAAUAUUUCGUGCAUGACUGAAUGCACCUGCGGAUUUAUUUAUCCGAACAAAACUCCGCAAGAGCCAAAGUUUUUGGAAAUUGGUAAAACGUUGUUAGAUAAAUUUUUUAACGAUGCUAAACGCGAAGAUUGCAUCAAAUUAUGUAACAACGUUACUUUUAUGUGGCGAUAUUAUUUACCAAUGUCCAUUGUCGAUUUCACGAUCAUAGACGAUAUUCUUUGUAUGUGCCUUUGUACGAGAGACAAUGUCGUUUUGUCAACGAUAUUGCCAAUGCUCGAUGUCAGACAGUGGGAAAUUGCUGUUAGAUGCAUUAGAGACAUGGAAUCAGGAAUUUGUCCUUGCUGUGGGAAAGAGGACGAAAAUUUACGUACUCGGAAUAAAAUGGAAAUCAAUUGGAGCGAAGUCGCCCGAGAACUCAUGAAACGCGAAGGCACUUCGUCGGCCAUGACUUUUCUUGUACUCAUUGAAACCGUUCUGCCAAAUGUCAAACUGGACAAGAGCAUUUUUCAAUCGCUCAUAUUUACUAAAAUUCUGGAUCAUCAUGGACUCGAGCUUUCUGUGAAUUUUGAUAAAAAUACUCCGGGAAAUCAGGAAUACGGAGCCAUGUGUUCUCCAAAGAUCCAGGAACAAUUGCUAGAAUCAAUUGAAAAAGAUUUGGAGAGGCCAGUAGAGAGAAAUAUAUUUGGCGGGGGUCCCCAUCACUGGGGUCGACGAUUUCUCGCGAAAUCAUUGAUCUGUCCAUGUUGUACGCUCUCAUUACAAACGCCUAUUUUGCUAGGAGAUAACGGAAUUUCAUUAUUCCCAUGCGGCCACGUUUACCAUGUCAGUUGUCUCAUUCAAAGAAAACUUUCGAGGUGUAAUCUCCACUAGUAAUUCAUUAAAGAUAUAAAAUUCGAUAAAACUAAAAAAAAUACAGCCACUCGUACAAUAUACCGAAUACAGAAGCGAAUUAAGAGCAUAACAUUCAGCGCAUGGACAGAAGUUAUCCACCGAAUUAAGAAUCUUCACCGACUGAUUUUAUUACCAUUUGUAAAAAUGUUUUCGCCGUUAUUCUUGCUGUUUUAUAGUUGUACAUUGUGAAAUUGAUAGUCACAUUCUAUAGCGUGUCAAGGUACAAAAACAGUUUGUGCCAAAUGAAUUCUCCUCAUUUUGUACUUCUGAUAUUUGAUGAGAAUUCUAACGUACUUUUUCUUCUCUAUCUGUGCCAACAUUUAUGCAGUUCGCUAUAAUUUGUCGAACAAAUAGCGAUUAGAACCGUAGAGUAACGGAAAGUUAAUGGAAUUUCGAAAUACUUUAAUUAGACUACUCUUAUAUUUGAGAAUGUUUUGCACGCAUAUUCUUAUUGAAGUUUAUGAAAAUCGAUAACUGAAGGGUAAUUUUGUUGAUGGUUGGAUGGAAGAAAAUAAGAAUCUCAAUUGUAUGGAUGGUUUGAAGAUCGCAUUAGUAAUGACAAUUUUUUUACAAUGCUUUUUAGAACAAAUAUUAAUAUAGUUUUUUAAUAAUCAAUUUUUAUUUUUUUUACACUGUUUGUACUUGCUGAUAAUAUUUAAUCAAAAUCUUUUUAUUUCAUUCGAUAAAACUGCUCGUUUAAGAGUGACUUCGUACUUUUUACUCGUAUCAUCUUUACGUUAAUUGUUAAAAGACACAGUUCUUGCUCGUAUAGUUGGAAAAAUAACAUUUUAUUUAUUGGAACACCUAAACUUCGUCCUGAAAGACUUUAACUUAUCUGGUUAUGAACUUGUAAAAUAUGGAUUUAUAUAGUAUAGAAUAACGAAUUGGUAAAAAAUGAUACGAAAAUAUUUAGCGCGUCUAUCAUUCGAUGGAAUACCAAAGUCAAAUUUGUUCAUUCAAACUUAUCACGUCAAUAAGAAUAAUAAGGCGCCGAGUAUUAGAACUUGCAAAAUUAUAAACAUAUCCUUGUACGAUUAAAUUUAAUAAAUCGGUCAAAUUUUUCUAACUCUC
Molecule: messenger RNA, 4247 nt
Organism: Venturia canescens
Lineage: Eukaryota; Metazoa; Arthropoda; Insecta; Hymenoptera; Ichneumonidae
Gene: pink
Product: WD40 repeat domain-containing protein pink
Exons: 6
Coding region: 243-3155 (970 amino acids)
Biological process (GO): developmental pigmentation
Cellular component (GO): cytoplasm
Molecular function (GO): protein binding
Source: RefSeq, a predicted model, not a curated record